Messenger RNA from Aspergillus caelatus, 2681 nucleotides. RefSeq lists its product as uncharacterized. The record is from RefSeq and is a predicted model, not a curated record. The transcript has a single exon. Lineage: Eukaryota; Fungi; Ascomycota; Eurotiomycetes; Eurotiales; Aspergillaceae. The coding region runs from base 84 to 2669 and encodes 861 amino acids.
UGGAUUUCGACAUAUAAGGCAUAGGUGAGGAGGAUGAUUAAAAUACUAAUUACUUUCCCCCCACCGCUCUCCUUUCAUCACUCAUGCGACCGGCUCUCCUUCGAUUACUGAGGAGACCAUCAGCUCUCUCGGUUCUCGACUCUCUGAUAUCGGCGCCCAUUGGAAUUGAGCAGCUAGAAUCCAGAUAUCAAUGCGAGUGUGUACGACGCUACAGACAAGCCUCGCGACAAGACCGAAGUGCACAGCCGGUGGAAUCAGAACAACCAGCUAGUGCUGAUUUUGGUUCACGACCUGCGCGACCACCGCUUAGUUUUCGUGUAUAUGAGAUACAAGCGCCACAGACACGAUCGAAAAACAACGGACAAACAAAGGAUGCAUCCACUGGUGUACAAGCUACUAGCUCACCACGGGACUUAUUAUUACAGCCGGAAAAACUUGAGUUCGAGUCGGAUAUAGGACACACUAAUGACAUAGGGUCUCGUCUGGUUGAUGACCCGAACCGGCGGCACGACUUCGCGCUCUGGGAGGAUUUGCUCCGCUAUCGACAACGGCAUUAUGGAGACAGAGGCACAUUGGAUAUCUGGGAGGGCUUGAUGACCCGGGUGGAAGGAGUACAACUUCCUGUUUCUGGGGACGCAGCGAACUUUUUCUGGCAAAGCUUUGUGGAUUUGGGUUUGAAACAGGAGGUUAUACUGAAGGAGCUGGCGGAUUAUGCUUUUGAGUUAUGGGUCAAAACAGGAAAACGAUGGGACAGGUUCUACGAAAGUAUCGUUGGGGGGUACCUCGAACGUGGCUUGGCGCAGCAAGCAGUGGAAUGGCACAAACGGCUUCGAGAUCCUCAUUUGUCCUGUCCGAACGAUAUCCUGAGUGUCCUUAGAGCGGCUAUAAAUUCCUCCAACAGAUCCAACCUUGCAUCUACCAUCGCCUGGAAGCGCCAACGUCAUUCGAUUCCGGCGGGGUUAAGGGCCUUCGAGAAGAUAUGCCGUGCUACACACGGCCACAAAAUUUACGGCCAAGCCAUAUCGACGGUGCUACAGAGUGAUUACAUCGAUCAUGCCCCCCGAAUACAUAAACUCCUUGUCGAGCGAGGUGACCACCCGCAGUCAUACGAGGAGAUUCAGCCACUCAUCGGACACAUAAAUGAGUAUGGAUCUCCUCGGUUUAUUCAGAAGCUCCAUCGCUAUGCUAGCAUUCGGUUCCCCGACCAAGUCGAAGCGAUCAGCGAGGACGAAACUAGCCCAAGAGAUGAGGUGGCAGGGCAGCCAGAGGAUCAACACUCAGAACCUCGUGGGAAAGCCUGGCUAGAGGAGAAGCCUUUCAAGGACGACUUCGGUGCCAGACUGUUCGCCACAAAAGCUCUUAGGUUUGAAAUGAUCCUCUCUGGAUUACGAAUGUUCGGCGUGACGACUAUUGGGCCUCAAUCACUACGCGAGAUGGCUAUCCGAGCGCAUGGUUGUCAGGAUAUAGCUGAUAAGCUUCAGGAGCUUCAGAAAGCAGGUAUAUCAGUAGGCGACAGCGUAUUUGUACGCCUCCUCCGCAAGUUAGCGACGGAAAACCGUGAUAUCCUCCUGUCCGAUCUGCUUCACAGUGAUCAGCAUCCAGAUGUCUUAGAGGAUGCUCAGCUGCAAGAGUCGUUGUUAUUAUCGUACUAUGUCGCCCGCGACUGGCGUCCGUACAACCUAACUCUAGCCAUUCUCAGCCAGAUAUUCGAAGACAAAUCGGAUCUUGCCAACGUACAUUUUCGGAAAUUUUUGGCGGCCGGGGAGUGGAAGAUGGCGAUUCAAGUUGUUGACAACAUGGCCCUACGCGGCGCGACGCUGUCUCAAGAGAGCAUUGACUUCAUCGCCGAACGUGUUCUCAUUCCACGCGCACCGGGAAAACCACCUAGGCGCGACGAUAUUCCUGCUACGAAAGAGAUAAAAUUUGUUUCUCACACUCUACGCCAUGGCACCUCUAACGGCGACCUGGCGGUUACGGAGCUCUGGGUUGAGGUGCUGAAGCGCCUAGGGAUGCUCAACCUUUGGGACGAACUCCGAAAAUGCUGUUUAUGGCUAGCCCAUCAAUAUUCUUCUAGCUCCAACACUACUCGGUCCAUUGUCUCAUAUCCAAAGAAAUCUCAACGCGAGACAGGCGCUCUGCCCCAGCAGCACGGGGACCCCUUACUCUGCAAGAUAUUCAGUCGAAACAUGCAGGCUGCUAUCGUCGCGUGGGGCUUUAGGAUGCGGGUUUCUCAACAGCGGAAGUGGAUGGUCACGCAGGGGGAACCAUAUGAGAGCCUGAUCCCCUGGGUACGCGGUCUAGUACUUCUCCGUGAGCUUGAAAAGAAUGGGGUUCACCUCUCGGUGGCAUGGAUUCGCCGGGCUUGCCGACAUCGCUUGGCAGUACUCUACGGGCGGCAGGGGUUGGUCAAUCGUCGUAUGAACCGCAUGUUGCGGCACGAAAAUCCCUACAGUGUGGUGCGAGUCCUCGAAGAUAUCAAUCUUGCGUGGGGAGAGCCGUCCUUAUUUGGGGACCGAGAGGUUCGCGAUACUAAGGGGUUGGUAAACCCUCCCAACCGGACGAGGCGGAGAAGGAUCAAGAAGAUGAGGUCAGCUUACCUACAGGGAGCGGGUUAUUCUCGUAUGAGAGAUUUGUAUAAUAGUACUAGUAGUAGUGCCAAACGGGACUAGCAUGUAUGAGAU